Molecule: messenger RNA, 1929 nt
Organism: Poecilia reticulata (guppy)
Lineage: Eukaryota; Metazoa; Chordata; Actinopteri; Cyprinodontiformes; Poeciliidae
Product: protein FAM53C
Biological process (GO): protein import into nucleus
Cellular component (GO): nucleus
Source: RefSeq, a predicted model, not a curated record
GCAUUGGUAUCGCCCAAAGGCUAUAAAUACUCUGCGACUCAGUUCCUCGCUUGGCCGUGCGAGUUUCGGUUGCUAAGGAACCACAGAAAGCAGGUGGCAUAGGCAUGAGGAUGGUGUAGUUAGAAGGCUGGUCAGUCUGGCUGGUUGAGGUGUGGAGGGGGACACCACAGACCACGCCAGAGUUCUGACAGGGGGGCGGGGGGGGAAAUCACUACCCUCAGUGGAUCUGCCGUCUCCUUGGACUGCAAUUAUGGUUACACUUAUCACAGAGCAGCUCCAUAAGCAGAGCUUAGAGGAACCUUAUCACAAGGCUUUCACAUUCAAUGCCAGUGUGUCUCUGCCUGCAGUGGGCUCAAGUCCUACCAUUUCAUGGAGUUCUGGCAAAACGACGCAAGAAGCCAGCUCAGACCCUCACCAGUCAUGCAAAGCACAUGUUUCGGCUGACUCGUGUGAACCUCGGCCCCGCUCGCGCUCUGGAGAGCCACUCCAGGGACCAGACGUUUCCCUCACAAACAAAACCUUCCAAAGUUCCCCCCCGCCGCCUCCGAAACGCCACUGCCGCUCCCUCUCUGUUCCCGAGGACCUGUCCCAGUGCCGCUCCACUUGGCACCCAAGCGCAUCAAUGGUCUGGACUCCGGUUAAACGGGGCUGCCACAGUCGAGGAGCAUCCAGUUCAGGCUCUGGAGCCAGUUCUUUGCUUCUUUGUGGUCCCAGUUCUUCCUUCACCUCCUCCUCUCUGCACUCAUCGUCUAGCCCUAACUUCUUUAGUUUAGCACUGUCUUCUGACUCUUCUUUGUCCUGUGGCUUCCCAUGGGAUCCCUGUGACACGUUGAAAGGUGCUUGCUCUGCCUCUCUUGCUACUCCUUCCUCCUGCUCCUCUUCGCCAGCCCCUCUGGUUUCUCACUCUAUCCUACACCGUCGCUUCUCCCUUUCCCCCGUGCACAUUCAGAUCGCCUCUGCGGCGUCCUUGCACCCGCAGCCUUCCCCAGCUCAUGUUCUGGCGCACAGCUUUUCUGGCCCGGAGCAUCCCUCCCUGUGUCCGUCUCCCACUUCAGCUUGCAGUACCCCAUCCUGCUCUCGGCGGGACCUGCACCCCGCACUGCCACGAUGCCACUCGCAGCCCUGCGACAUGCGCAAACCCCGACUGAAGAGGCGACAUGACCCAGAUGUCCUUCCUUGCUCCAGGCCAGGGCUGGACUUCAGCAAAAUGACACAGAUGGGUAAUUACGAGAGCCUGGUGGGCGGAACAGGUGGUGGCAUAUUUCCAGUGUCUUCUCAAUCAGAGCAGCGCUCUGCCUUCUCCCCUGCUGAAUUCCUGGGAAGAAGCAGCAUCGGUCCUCUGAGUGAAAGUGAAGAAGAAGAGGAGGAGGAUGAAGAAGAGUGCAAAAGAACUGUUUUAGCUGUUGGAAAAAAUUUUAUUUUUGAAAGAGACUGUACAGAUUUGGACUUGAGCCUCAUAGAAGAAAACUGACCAUUAUUUGGUGCUUACAGUAACUACUGCGUUCAUAACCAUGUAAAGCACACACGUUGGCUUCUCGCAGAGCCUUUUGGGAACAACCUACUCUUACUGUCCUGAGUUAAUGAUUAAGAGCUAGGGAAGUUGGAGCCAAUUUCCAGUUAGAUUGCAGUGAUUGUGUGUCGACUUCUCAGACUUUCACACAAAAAAAAAAAAAAAAUGUUAGUGCCUGCCUGUUUGGCCCUACUUAUGGGAAAAGCGCAUGAGCAAAGAAGCAGUUUUUCACGUGAGCAGCACACUUUUAACCAUUUUGAAUCAACAUGAGUCUUAAUGUUAUUCACCACAUCUCAGUCUUUCACAGCCUGAUUGACGCUGCGUAUGGAAGUGAACAAAAAUGUUCCACUUGGAUCUGAAUGAUGCACACAAGCUGUUUUGAUGUUACUAUGUGCAUAGAAAAAAAAAUCCAUAUCUUA